This is a messenger RNA of Diorhabda sublineata, 1074 nucleotides long. RefSeq names its product jerky protein homolog-like. Gene Ontology annotation, molecular function: DNA binding. Bases 1 to 1074 code for a protein of 357 amino acids. Lineage: Eukaryota; Metazoa; Arthropoda; Insecta; Coleoptera; Chrysomelidae. The record is from RefSeq and is a predicted model, not a curated record. Gene Ontology annotation, cellular component: nucleus. The transcript has a single exon.
AUGUUACCGUCGAAAACAUUAGCUGCGCAGUGUGAAAAGUCAGCUCCUGGACAUAAAUCUAGUAAGGAAAGGCUCACUGUCAUGAUAUGUUCAAAUGCAUCGGGUACACACAAGCUAAAACUAACAGUGAUCGGGAAAGCUAAAAAACCACGAUCGUUCAAAGGAACAGACGUGAAAAGACUUCCGUGUAACUAUUACAGCCAUCCAAAAGCUUGGAUGAAUCAGGCUAUUUUCAAAGAAUGGUUUUUUCAAGAUUUCGUGCCAUCUGUGAAGAAAUUUCAGGAAGAAAAUGGACUUCCAAAGAAAGCUGUUCUCCUACUUGACAACGCUCCUAGUCACCCAUCAGAAUCUACCCUGAAAACCGAGGAUGGGCUAAUUUUUGUCACCUACCUUCCUCCUAACGUCACAUCAUUGAUACAACCAAUGGACCAGGGCGUCAUUUCUUCCUUAAAACGGAGGUAUAAAAAGAUUUUUCUCCGUUUCCUUCUCCAAGAAAAUUGUGUCGAUUCAAUGAAGGACCUCCUCAAAAUGUGGACAAUAAAAGAUGCCAUUUUUGCUGUUUGUGAUGCAUGGGAAAACUUGCCAUCGAGUACAUUAAGACUUUGCUGGGCAAAAAUUUUGGACCAAGAAUAUGGGGAAGAAGACAACAUGGAUGAGCACGAUGUUGUACAAACUUGCCUUGAACUGUCUAGAUCUAUUCCAGAUUUCAUCAAUGUUGACCGAAACGAUAUUGUUGAUUGGCUGCAAAAAGAUGAAAAUGAGGAGGGGUUUGAAAUCCAAACCGAUAGUGACAUUGUAGCGCAUUAUCUUAGUAGUGAUACACUAUCUACUUCUCAACUGCCUGAUUCGGAGGAGAUUGAUAGUGACACUGACAAUUGUUUUGGUCCGACAGAAGAGAAAAUUCAACCAACAAAAGCAAUGGAAGCAAUUGAUAUUCUUCUGAAUUUAUGCGAGCAGGAAAAUUUUGAUUUAAACGAUGUCAUCAGUCUCAGAAAAAUCAAGACCGAGGUGAGAAAAGUUAUUGCCAACCGUAAAAAACAAAAACUGAUAACAUCUUAUUUUCGACCUAUGUAA